Drosophila guanche is the source of this 744-nucleotide messenger RNA. RefSeq names its product adenine phosphoribosyltransferase (gene Aprt). The transcript has 3 exons. Gene Ontology annotation, biological process: AMP salvage; adenine salvage. Gene Ontology annotation, molecular function: adenine phosphoribosyltransferase activity; adenine binding; AMP binding. Lineage: Eukaryota; Metazoa; Arthropoda; Insecta; Diptera; Drosophilidae. The coding region runs from base 68 to 613 and encodes 181 amino acids. The record is from RefSeq and is a predicted model, not a curated record. Gene Ontology annotation, cellular component: cytoplasm.
AAUACCAAAACAAAAAAACUAUAAAUUAAACGUUUCCCCUAUUUGUCACACAAAACAAAACUGAACAAUGAGUCAAAUCAGCGCGGAAGACAAACUCGACUAUGUGAAGUCCAAGAUUGGCGAAUAUCCCAACUUUCCCAAAGAGGGGAUACUAUUUCGCGACAUAUUCGGCGCGCUGACAGAUCCCAAGGCCUGUGUCUAUCUGAGGGAUUUGCUGGUGCAGUACAUAAAGCAGAGCCAGCCGGAAGUGGAGGUCAUCGUGGGCCUGGACUCGCGGGGCUUCCUCUUCAAUCUGUUGCUGGCUACCGAACUGGGCGUGGGCUGUGCGCCCAUUAGGAAAAAGGGAAAACUGGCAGGCGAGGUCGUCGCCGUUGACUACCAACUAGAAUAUGGCAGCGACACCUUUGAGCUGCAGCGUGCUGCCAUACGACCUGGUCAGAAAGUCGUCAUUGUGGAUGAUCUGCUAGCCACAGGUGGUUCCCUUCUGGCCGCCUCCGAGUUGGUGCGCAAAGUGGGUGGCGUUGUCCUCGAGAGCCUCGUGGUGAUGGAACUGGUCGACCUCGACGGCCGCAAGAAGCUGGACUGCAAAGUGCACUCGCUGAUCAAGUACUGAGGCUUAAUGCUGGUCUUCCCGAACUGCAUUUACUUAACGCAAAGCGAUCCCCUCCAAAUAGCAAUAUUUUUAACAACUUUCAACUGUUUCGUGGGUGUGAAAAUGUAUAGUAAUAUAAUUUUGUAUCAAAA